AUGCUGACCGCCUUGGAUGGAGAUCCGGAAGAUCGGAACUCAGCCUCCGAAGGUCCGGUGCUUGACCAUUUCAGUGAUAGCGGUACAGCUGAAGGUGAUCCUGCUGAACAUACUGAACAUGCUGAACAAACAAUUACCACUACUCCCACUUCCACCCGUACAGUACGAUUUCUUCUUCCCGUCUCUUUGACCCACUCUCCUGCUACCGUUACUGAGACCGUUGUUGCCCCUGACCAGCCUAUCAUCAUCGCCGAAACGACCCCGGAGACUCCCACUAGGCGACCUUUCGUGCCUGGCCACCGCCGGCGUUCCACUCGCGUAAAUCGUCUGGACUUGGAGCGCUUCCGGAGGGACGUCUUAGGCAUCGACAGUCCUGGCUUUGGAUUCGACGACGAUUCUUCCUUGCCCGCGGUUGACCCCUCCGUUGACCCUCAGUUAGAGAGCCUCAACCGUGACUUUGAAGCUGUGGCUCGGUUCAUGAAUAGUGGCAGUAACCCCGACUCUGGUUCCUUCUCGAGCGGCGUCGAUAACGCGGGUCACCAAUCCAAUAUGACCAACGUGCCUCGUCAGUCAAUGUCUCCCGCCAUGUCUCACACUCCUGGUCAGGUCAAUGGUACUGGAAUGGCUGGUAUGAACGCGGGGGUUCCUCUGAAUGCUGGUCACCAAAUGGAUCUCCAUCAUCUGUACGACAUGGUCCUGGAGCUGAGCGAAGUUUUGAAGAACAACCGCCAGAUGACACAGAGUAUCGUCUCCAGCGCUGAGGAGGUCAUGCGACGCUCUGCUUCGGAAGGCACCUCCCCAAGCUUGCAGCAAGUCAAUGGCGAGAUCUCCGCUGCCCGUAUAACCGAACUGGAGCGCGCCCUGGCCAGAGAAAAGCGCCUGAAUGAGGUCUUGCGAAACGAACAGGUGGAAAACACAAAGCUCAUCGGGGAUUAUGAACAGGCAGUUGGUACAAUGGUGGAACAGAUCCGUAACUACUGCCAGACCAACAACUUGCAGUAUCUGGCGCAGAAACGGCACUACAACAAUCUUCUCCAAAACGAACGGGAUGCGCAUCUGCAGAGUCGCCUGGAGCGUGAUCACUGGCAUAACCAAACCAUGAAAUGUGCAGAGAUGAUCCGUACUGCCUAUCGGAUUCGUUGUGAAGAAGAGAAUGUGCCAAUCCGCGUCGUGGCUGGGCUCCAGAACGAAGUCCGGGCCUACCGCAACGCUCUUGGUAUGGAGCCAGAGAGACCAGAGGAGGAGUACGGAUGGGAGAUCCUGAAGGAUGUGCCCGGAGGCCCUGCCCCUGGGGAGUAG
Molecule: messenger RNA, 1299 nt
Organism: Aspergillus bombycis
Lineage: Eukaryota; Fungi; Ascomycota; Eurotiomycetes; Eurotiales; Aspergillaceae
Exons: 3
Coding region: 1-1299 (432 amino acids)
Source: RefSeq, a predicted model, not a curated record